CAAUGAGAUUGGGGGAUGGAUUGAUUUUGGUAUAUUCAAGAACAUGUCAUCUCUGCAAAUUUUGUAUCUAUGGAACAAUAAAUUCACGGGGAGCCUUUCCAAGGAUGUUGGGAAUCUUACGAUGCUGUUAGAGUUGAAUCUUUCGUACAACAAUUUUACAGGUGUUAUACCCAGAGAAAUCGGCCAACGUCUUCAGCAACUGCAGAUACUCAGAUUGGGAAUGAAUAUGUUAAGUGGUUCAGUUCCACCUGAGAUAUUCAACAUCUCAACUCUCACAUCUCUUUCACUCACACAAAAUGCCUUCUCAGGCCUUCUUCCAUCCAAUUUCUGCACCGCCUUUCCUCUUAUCGAGGAGCUUUACCUCGGAAUGAAUCAGUUUACCGGCCUAAUACCCGACUCCGUUUCCAACUGUUCUCGACUCAAAGAUCUCGAUCUCAGCCUCAACAAAUUUACCGGCCUUGUUCCUCACUCUCUUGGAAGCCUACCAUUCCUUGAGGUAUUAAAUUUGUAUGGCAAUAAUCUAGCCAUUGCUUCAUCUUCUUCAGAACUCAGCUUCAUCACUUCAUUGACGAGUUGCAGAUCGUUAACCUUCUUGGGAAUUAGCGGAAAUCCAUUCGAUGGGACUCUUCCAUCUUCCAUUGGAAACUUAUCUUCCAAACUAGAAAAGUUCUCUGCAUUCGAGGCCGGAUUGAAGGGUGGAAUUCCUGCUGAGAUAGGCAACUUAACCGACUUGAUUCAACUUCGUUUGGAUGGAAAUCAAAUGUCGGGUAAUAUCCCUCUCAGUCUGAAGCAUUUGAGCAAGCUCCAAGGCUUGUAUUUGCACAACAACAACUUCAAAGGCUCUAUUCCAGAUGGUAUCUGUGAUAUACACAGCUUGUCAGACUUGGGUUUGAGUGGGAAUCAGUUGUCCGGUGCAAUACCAAAGUGUUUAGGAAAUUUUACAUCCUUACGCCAACUUUUUCUAGAUUCUAACAAGCUGGUAUCAACCAUACCAUCUGGCUUGUGGGGCCUCAAAGAUUUGCUUGCGCUGGACUUAUCCUCGAACUCGUUGUCUGGAUUCUUACCUCGGGAGGUUGGUGAUCUGGUAGCAGCGGUUUACAUAAAUCUAUCGAUGAAUCAGUUGUCGGGGUCUAUUCCAAGCACGGUUGGAAAUUUGCAAAAUUUGAUCAAUUUUUCUUUGUCACAUAACAGCUUUGAUGGCUUGAUCCCAGUGACAAUUGGUAGCAUGGUUGGUUUGGAAAAUCUUGACUUAUCCUACAAUAACCUCUCUGGUUCAGUGCCAAAAUCUCUUCAGAAUCUUCAACAUCUCUACAGCUUUAACGUCUCUUUCAAUGCUUUAAGUGGAGAAAUUCCGAGUGAUGGCCCUUUUAUGAACUUUACAAUGGAGUCAUUUAAAGGUAACCAAGCACUGUGUGGAGUUCCAAGGUUUGGAGUCUCACCUUGUCGCGUUGUUGCCUCCACUCGUGGAUCUAAGAAGACGAAGGUGAAAUUUGCUUUCUUCGUUCUUGGUGGAGUUUUGGCUUUUGCAACGAUUCUGUGUGUAGGCUUUGUUUUCCUCAGACACAAAAGAAGGAAAGAUAAAGCUAUUACAGCACAAGAAAAUGGUGGAGUUUUGAAUAUUGUAAUUCAAGGAAUAUCAUAUUUUGAACUCUCAAGAGCUACUCAACAUUUCAAUGAGAGCAACUUACUAGGCAUUGGAGGUUUUGGUUCUGUUUAUAGAGGAAUUCUUGGAGAUGGGAAAGCCAUUGCUGUGAAGGUGUUCAAACAACAAUCUGAAGCGGCGUUUAAGAGCUUCGAUGUUGAAUGUGAAGUUCUGCGCAAUAUUCAUCAUAGAAAUCUGACAAAAGUCAUAAGCAGCUGCUCGAACGAAGAAUUCAAGGCUUUAGUACUUGAAUACAUGCCAAGAGGAAACCUUGAGAAAUGGUUGUAUUCACACAACUAUUUCUUGGAUUUCACACAGAGGUUGAAUAUAAUGAUUGAUGUGGCGUUGGCAUUGGAAUAUCUUCAUCAUGGCUAUUCUACUCCGAUCGUUCAUUGUGACUUGAAACCGAGUAAUGUCUUGUUAGACGAAGAGAUGGUUGCUCAUGUGAGCGAUUUUGGUAUAUCGAAACUAUUAUUGGGCAAGGAGGAGAGCCUUGUGAUUACACAAACUCUAGCAACACUAGGCUACAUUGCUCCAGAGUAUGGUUUUGAAGGGAUCGUCUCGACGAGAUGUGAUGUCUACAGCUACGGUGUGAUGUUGAUGGAAACCUUUACGAGAAAAAAACCAAGCAACAAUAUGUUUGGUGGAGAUGUAAGCUUGAAGGUGUGGAUUGAAAGGUCAGUUCCAGAAUCAACAUAUAGUGUGAUAGAUGCCAACUUAGUAAUGGAUCUUGACGAGGAAGAUGUAGACAAAAUUCUUAAAUCAACAUCUUCCAUAUUUGAGUUGGCUUUCAAGUGCACUGCAGAAUCUCCUUAUGAUAGGAUUACCAUGAAAGAAGCUCUAGCGGAGCUGCACAGAAUCAAAGGUCGCGCAUACUAGGUGAUUCGAACUCCCAAUCUACUGGUCAACGGAAAAACAUUUUACUAAAGGAGUUGCAUUCCAUUGUCACAAAAUAUAGUGUGUUAAUUUAUAACACUAUACUAAUAU
Salvia hispanica is the source of this 2629-nucleotide messenger RNA. NCBI's taxonomy places the organism in Eukaryota, Viridiplantae, Streptophyta, Magnoliopsida, Lamiales, Lamiaceae. The record is from RefSeq and is a predicted model, not a curated record.